ACUUAAAGACAGGGCAGUGUCCACAGGACAGGUGUAUACCGUCAGGAGACCAUGUCAGAGGUGGCCGCUGGCAGCGCCACUGGCGGCGAUCUGGAGCUCCACACUACGAUGCGCCUCCAGCGCCUGGGCAGCAUCGUGGUCAUCCAGCCUUCAUGGCGGGGCGAGGUGGCGGGGCCCUCACUGACCUGCGACCUGGAGACGGGCACGCUGGCGCUGGCAGAACACCCAAAGGUGGACAAAGGGUACACCGAGGUGUUUGGAGUGCUGGGAAUCGCGCGGCUGGAGGCGGGGCCAGCGCUCGUGGUCAUCACCGCGGUGGAGGAGGCUGCCAUGCUGCGGGGCCACCCACUGUACCGUGUGACCGCCGUCGAAGUGCUGGCAGACACCCGGAACGGCAAGUGGAAGUCGAGCGACCACAGGUUUCUGAAGCUGCUCAAGUCGGGGACAAACCCACAGCGGUAUGCCAGCGGCCUGUACUUCGCCUAUGGGGGCGAUCCGACGCUGAGCCAGCAGCGGUACGAGGCAGUGCAGGCAGAUCCACAUGCAGCUGGGUUGGCGCCCUGGCAGCGCGCUGCGCCCUCUUUCUUCUGGAACCGUGCGCUGUCACAGCCACUGCUGGAUGCGGGCAUGCACCGCUUCGUGCCCCCCAUCUUCCAGGGGUUUGCCGGUCAGAUAACAGGUGUCCGACUGGGAGGUGCUGCGCGCACCCACACCGCUACAAUCACCCUCCUGGCUCGCCGCUCGCUCAAGCGCGUGGGGUGUCGCCAAUGGCGGCGUGGCAGUGACUUGGAAGCUGCGGUGGCAAAUUUUGUGGAGAGCGAGCAGCUGAUUGUGGUGGAUGGUGGCGCGGUCCAGGCGGCGUUUGUGCAGGUGCGUGGCUCCAUCCCCCUGCUGUGGAGCCAGACUCCCUGCCUCAAGUACAAGAUCCCCAUCCGCAUUGCGCCGCCCUCGCGCUCCCAGCCCGUCUUUGCGGGCCACGCUCGUGACCUCAUUCAGGGCUACAAGGAGGUCGUCGGCAUCAACCUUGCCAACCAAACAGGACGCGAGGGCCGCCUGUCAAAGGCAUAUGCCGAAGCCGCGGCCGGCUUUGCUGCCACUUCCAGCGGCGGCUUCCGCCUGGAACCGUUUGACUUCCAUAAGCAGUGCGGCGCCACCAACUAUGCCCGGCUGGGCAUCCUGUGGGAGUCCAUUGCGCCCGACUUCCGUCGCUUUGGGUACUGGUUCCGUGACAAUGCGGGCACCGCCAGCCAGCAGAGCGGCGUGUUCCGCACCAACUGUAUCGACUGCCUGGACCGCACAAACGUGGUGCAGGGCAUGCUGGGCAAGAAGCAGCUGGAGCACGUGCUGCAGCGCCUGGGCCUGCUGGCUGAGUCGCAGACCUUGCCCCAGGCCUUCCCUGAGCUGGAUGGUGCUUUCCGCGUGAUGUGGGCUGACCAUGGUGACGAAGUUUCACAUCAGUAUGCAGGCACGGGCGCCAUGAAGAGCGCCUUCACACGCACUGGCAAACGAGACAUUUGGGGCUUGUUGGAAGACGGCGCCAAGUCGCUGACGCGCUACUACCUGAACAACUUUGAGGAUGGUCACAAGCAGGACGCACUGGACCUGGUGACCGGCAGCUACGCGGUGGUGCCGGGCAAGCCAUCGCCGUUCCAGCCGCAGGGGUCGCCAGCAGUGCCGCUGUUGGUGGCUGCCGCACUGGCCGUGCUGGCAUUUGUGAACCUGCAGUUGCUGGCAGGCGGCGGUGGCGGCGCUAGCGCGCUGCUGCAGGCGGCGCCUGCAACUUUGCUGCAGCAGGUUGCUGCGCCACUGUUACUGGCAGGGGCGAUGCUGUUUCUCAUGAUGAAGAAGGGGAGCCAGCUGGUGGACAAGCCGCAGCUGACCCCGGAACUGGCAGUGCCCUGGCACUAGGAUGCCAGCAGGGCGCAACAUGGAGGAGGAGCAGAAGUGCGCCCUGCGACAAUGAGAUAUGCGUGCAUGGCUUGCAGCCACGAGAUGGCUUGACUGCACACCGACCGCUAUCUCUUUGCCUUUCGAGAGAAGGUUUCAAUGCUUUUUCAAGAAGGGUACUGCCAGCCAACGCUGUGCAUCUAAGGACAAAAAAUGUGUGUGUUUUGCCGCGUUAAACAGCCUGCUGUAGGAGUGCAAUUGUUACACCAUCGAAGGUUUUGAGCUUUUUCUAUUGAGAAGGGCAAAACCAAACCUGCAGCAGACGUGCGAACAAAUGCACCAGAUGUCAUUACGUUUCAACCAAUUACCUUUCAACCAACCAACCCAAAGAAAACAAUGACCAAGCGAGAGACACAGCAACCAGCUGCAACAGCACUCACC
This is a messenger RNA of Chlorella variabilis, 2328 nucleotides long. RefSeq lists its product as hypothetical. The transcript is spliced from 13 exons. Gene Ontology annotation, cellular component: endoplasmic reticulum. Bases 52 to 1908 code for a protein of 618 amino acids. Gene Ontology annotation, molecular function: phosphatidylinositol-4-phosphate phosphatase activity. Gene Ontology annotation, biological process: phosphatidylinositol dephosphorylation. Lineage: Eukaryota; Viridiplantae; Chlorophyta; Trebouxiophyceae; Chlorellales; Chlorellaceae. The record is from RefSeq and is a predicted model, not a curated record.